UUUGGGGGCUCUCUAUUGAUGGAUUCGGAGGACGACAUGCACGAUGGGAACGACGCCGAGUCGACGGACGACGACUACAACAGCGGCGACACGGCGGUGAAGUACAGCGAGGACGACAAGGAUGGUGACGACGAUGGGCAUUACGAGUUCGAAAACGACUCAGACGAUGCAAGCCUCCGCCAACAGAAUUAUAUUGGCUUGAAAGAAGCGGAUAUACGCCAGCAUCAAGAGGAUGAAAUUACAACAGUUUCAACAGUCCUUUCCGUAUCGAGAGCAGAUGCGACCAUUCUACUCCGUUACCAUCGUUGGAGUGUGAGUAACGUGCACGAGGUAUGGUUUGCGGAUGAAGUUGGAGUCCGUAAGGCCGUCGGCUUGUUGGAAAGUCCAGUCGUCCGAUUUCCAAAUGCUAAAGAACUGACUUGUGGAAUUUGUUUCGAAUCCUCUCCUCUUGAUGGGAUCAGUUCGGCUGCGUGCGCUCAUCCUUUCUGUGACGAAUGCUGGAGAGGUUACAUGAGCACAUCCAUCAAUGGUGGCCCUGGAUGUUUGAUGUUGAGAUGCCCUGAGCCAUCUUGCGGUGCGGCUAUCGGCCAGGAUAUGAUCAAUCGGUUGGUAUCCGAGAAAGAUAAGGAGAGAUAUGCUCGAUACCUUCUUCGUUCUUAUAUCGAAGAUAAUCCGAAGAACAAGUGGUGUCCUGGCCCGGGCUGUGAGUAUGCUGUUGAAUUUGUUGUUGGCAGUGAAAACUACGAUGUUUCCUGCCUAUGCUCCUAUAGCUUUUGUUGGAAUUGUGCAGAAGAAGCUCAUCGUCCUGUGGACUGUGGCACUGUGGCCAAGUGGAUUAUGAAAAACAGCGCGGAAUCGGAAAACACGAAUUGGAUUCUAGCUUAUACCAAGCCUUGUCCGAAGUGUAAGAGACCGAUUGAGAAAAACCACGGUUGUAUGCACAUGAAAUGCGCACUCCCUUGCGGGUUUUAUUUCUGCUGGCUAUGCCUUGGUGCAUUGUCGGAUCAUGGUGAGUGUAACCGGUAUAAGGCAACUAAUGAAACUGAGAGAACGAAGGCCAAGAAGUCCAUAAAGAGAUACGCUCAUUAUUAUGAACGGUGGGCUACCAAUCACUCGUCGAGGCAAAAAGCCCUUGCGAGUUUACAUCAAAUGCAAACUGUGAAUCUCAAGAAGCUUAGUGUCAAACAAUCUCAACCUGAAUCGCAACUCAAGUUCAUCACAGAAGCCUGGCUGCAGAUAGUUGAAUGCCGGCGAGUGUUGAAAUGGACCUAUGCCUAUGGAUACUAUCUACCUGAGCCUGAACAUGCGAAGAGGCAAUUUUUUGAAUAUUUGCAAGGCGAUGCCGAGGCUGGUUUAGAAAGGCUUCAUCAAUGCGCUGAGACGGAUAUACAAGCUUACCUUGGUCCUCAACCGCCUCCAACUAAUUUUAAUCAUUUCCGCACAAAAUUGGCUCGACUGACUAGUGUCACUCGGAAUUACUUUGAGAACUUGGUUAGAGCAUUAGAGAAUGGUCUAUCGGAUGUGGAUUCCCAGGGGGCUAGUAGCAAGACAGCAACCCCGAAAAGUGGGGUGGCUGUCGGAAAGGCUAAAAGAGGAAGAGGAAAGGCUUCGUCCCGAGCAGGCAGGCCAAGCAGAAGUUCGGACGAUCAUGGCUCUUGGACAUGCGAUCAGUGCACUUAUUUCAACACCAGAUCUUUGCCCACAUGUGAGAUGUGCCACCAGCCCAGACGUAAUGCAAGGGGCUUGAAGAGAGCUAGAAAUGGAUGAAAAGAUGAUUUAUUAGAAACAGAGAUCUAAGGUUAGGCUUAUGGGGGCCAAGGCCCCAGCCCAGCG
Molecule: messenger RNA, 1833 nt
Organism: Rhododendron vialii
Lineage: Eukaryota; Viridiplantae; Streptophyta; Magnoliopsida; Ericales; Ericaceae
Product: probable E3 ubiquitin-protein ligase ARI7
Exons: 2
Coding region: 19-1767 (582 amino acids)
Biological process (GO): protein polyubiquitination; positive regulation of proteasomal ubiquitin-dependent protein catabolic process; ubiquitin-dependent protein catabolic process
Cellular component (GO): cytoplasm; ubiquitin ligase complex
Molecular function (GO): ubiquitin conjugating enzyme binding; zinc ion binding; ubiquitin protein ligase activity
Source: RefSeq, a predicted model, not a curated record